Messenger RNA from Prunus armeniaca (apricot), 1704 nucleotides. NCBI's taxonomy places the organism in Eukaryota, Viridiplantae, Streptophyta, Magnoliopsida, Rosales, Rosaceae. The record is from the annotation of a GenBank genome assembly.
AUGCUUGAAAGGUUAGCCGGUCAUUCUUUUUAUUGCUUUCUUGAUGGCUAUUCGGGAUAUAAUCAGAUUGUUAUAGCCCCAGAUGACCAAGAAAAGACUACUUUUACUUGUCCGUUUGGUACUUUUGCUUAUCGACGAAUGCCAUUUGGUUUAUGUAAUGCACCAGCCACCUUUCAAAGAUGCAUGGUAAGUAUCUUUUCCGAUUUCGUUGAGAAGAUUAUUGAGGUUUUCAUGGAUGAUUUUAGUGUCUUUGGUGACUCUUUUGAUGGUUGUUUAACUAAUCUCACGUUGAUAUUAAAACGUUGCAUUGAAACCAACCUUGUUUUAAAUUGGGAAAAAUGUCACUUCAUGGUAAAACAAGGCAUAGUUUUAGGACAUAUAGUUUCAGAAAAGGGAAUUGAAGUUGAUAAAUCAAAAAUAGGUCUUGUACGCCACUUACCCUCUCCCACUUCGGUGAGAGAGGUUCGUUCUUUCCUUGGACAUGCAGGAUUCUAUAGACGUUUUAUCAAAGAUUUCUCAAAGAUUUCAACACCCUUGUGCCGACUUCUACAAAAGGAUGUGCCGUUUGUGUUUGAUGACGAAUGUGAGAAGGCGUUCAAUCACCUCAAAGAAUUGUUAACUUCAGCACCUAUCAUUGUUCCACCAGAUUGGAGCCUUCCGUUCGAGCUUAUGUGUGAUGCUUCAGAUUAUGCUUUAGGGGCUGUUUUGGGACAACGGAAGGACAAGAAGCCACACGUCAUCUACUACGCAUCCCGAACCUUGAAUGAUGCUCAAUUGAAUUACUCCACCACUGAAAAAGAACUUCUUGUUGUUGUGUUUGCUUUAGAUAAGUUUCGUUCUUAUUUACUUGGUACUAAAGUUAUAAUUUACUCUGACCAUGCAGCUUUGAAGUACUUACUCACAAAGAAAGAAGCCAAACCAAGGCUUAUUCGCUGGAUGCUUCUUCUUCAGGAGUUUGACGUGGAAAUUAGGGACAAAAGAGGAUGUGAAAAUGUAGUGGCUGACCACUUGAGCCGUUUGGUACAUGAAGAAGACCUUCUACCUAUUCCAGAGGCAUUCCCAGAUGAACAAUUGCUGACCAUUGAGGCACUACUUAAGAAGUAUAAUGUCACACACAAGGUUUCAACACCUUAUCAUCCCCAAACAAGUGGACAAGCCGAAGUUUCCAACAGGGAAAUCAAGCAGAUCUUGGAAAAGACAAUUGGACCAACUCGAAAGGAUUGGAGCUUGAGUUUGAAUGAUGCAUUGUGGGCAUAUCGUACUGCCUACAAAACACCAAUUGGAAUGUCUCCUUUUCGGCUCAUUUAUGGGAAACCAUGCCAUCUUCCAGUUGAGUUGGAGCAUCGUGCACAUUGGGCAGUCAAGACUUUCAACAUGAACAUUGAUGCCGCUGGACUUCAUAGGAAAUUGCAAUUGAAUGAGCUUGAGGAAAUUCGGACUGAAGCUUAUGAGAACGCUCAUAUUUACAAGGAGAAAACAAAGGCUGCCCAUGACAAGAUGAUUCGUAGUAAAACGUUUUCUGUGGGGCAGAAAGUGUUACUUUUCAACUCUCGCCUUCGUUUUUUUCCAGUCCAAAUUCAAAGUUUAAAGACGGGACAUGAAUUCAAAGUGAAUGGACACCGUUUGAAGCCAUACUAUGAGUCUUUUAAGGAGCAUGUAGUGGAGGAUGUACCCCUCCAUGCCGUUGGCCCUAGUGAAGCUUAA